CAGAAGCCAGACUGAGCCAGCGCAAUGGAGGCAAAAAUGGAUUCAUCUGACGACCGGGGAGUGCAGCUCCUGGACAUCAGCUCCAACUCGCCCUCUCCUGAGCCCCGAAGUGCGGAGGAGGUGUCAAGCCAGUGGGCGAAACCACCCUAUUCAUACGUGGCUCUCAUCGCUAUGGCAAUAGAAGACUCUACGGACAAGAGACAAACGCUGGGCGGAAUAUACGACUUCAUCAUCUCCAACUUUCCCUACUAUGAGAAGAACAAAAAAGGUUGGCAAAAUAGCAUACGACACAAUCUGUCUCUCAAUGAGUGCUUUAUCAAAGUCCCCCGGGAGAUUGGGGCUGACAAGAAGGGCAACUUUUGGAUGCUGGACCCCGCAUUUGAGGACAUGUUUGAGAAGGGGAACUACCGGCGGCGGAGGAGGGUGAGGAGACCCUACAGACCAUCCACCGUUCCUUACUUGACCGGGAACCCCGUGGACUUGUCCAAACCUCUCUACCUAGAACCUUUUGUGAGCGGCACCUGGGGUCUGUGCAUUCCCGGCUCCGAGCCCUCUCGAUACCCACCUGUGCAUCCCCGCAGCGUGUCUCCCAACGGGACAUAUUGCACGGUCCCAAACUUUUACCACCCUCCAUACGGUGGCACUGGUUACCAUCACCACCCGUCCGUACUGGUCCCUCAAAACGUGUGCACCUACGGCGGAGUGACCCAGCCGAUGAGUCCAGAGGGAAGCAGCCUGUCAGUGGCCUGCAGCCAGCAGUUCACAUGUCAUCAUUCAUCAUUUGACCAGUAAGGU
This is a messenger RNA of Labrus bergylta (ballan wrasse), 795 nucleotides long. Lineage: Eukaryota; Metazoa; Chordata; Actinopteri; Labriformes; Labridae. The record is from RefSeq and is a predicted model, not a curated record.